Molecule: messenger RNA, 546 nt
Organism: Paraglomus brasilianum
Lineage: Eukaryota; Fungi; Glomeromycota; Glomeromycetes; Paraglomerales; Paraglomeraceae
Source: the annotation of a GenBank genome assembly
AUGCUCGGGAAACUUGUCAGGAAAGUAACAACAGGUGAGAGUAAUUAUACAACCAAGCGAUGUGCUAAUGCCGAUAAAACACUGAGUAUCAGAGACACAUAUGUAGCAUGGGGAAAUCUAGCUAGACUGGGAAGGCUGCGCCCAUGGGCAUUUACUUUAUUGAUUAACUAUGUGAAUCCAUACAGUAAAUCCGUACAUUUUCGUGUAACUACAUUAGAAAGAGGGCUCUGUACUGCAGUGAUGAAAGAGCAAACGCGCACACAUAAUCCAUUCAACAGUAUUCACGCGGGGGCACUAUUCACAUUUGGCGAGACAGUAAGUGCAAUGGCUGUGUUUAGUCGGCUCGGAACAAAAAGUCGGGCGAUACCGACGGGUGCAAAUAUUGAGUACUUUAAGAAGGCACGAGGGCUUAUCACUGCAACAGCCGAGUUUAGUCCUGGUGAGCUUGCAGGAAGACAGGAGAAAACUUCAGAGUUAACCAUCGUAGAUUCAUAUUUGGAUACAGUCGCAAAGAUGAGUAUUCAAUGGGUUAUUGACACAAAGUGA